Messenger RNA from Plutella xylostella (diamondback moth), 3695 nucleotides. The record is from RefSeq and is a predicted model, not a curated record. Lineage: Eukaryota; Metazoa; Arthropoda; Insecta; Lepidoptera; Plutellidae.
AUAAAUUCAUUCAUUCAUUUUCGUGUCGGAGGAAGAUGAUCGCGGUGGUCUUGCCGAUUUUUUGGUGAAUUUAUUUGUAAAGUUAUCGUGAAGUGUGUGAUAGUGGCCCGGGGAGCCGUUUAAAUACUUAAGGAGUGUUCGCAAGCAGCAGCCAUGUUCAGCUGGUUGAAAAAGGAGGGCGAGAAGACGGAGAGCAUCGACAAUGUGGUGGAGGGGCUGAAGCGCAUCUACAAGCAGAAGCUGCUGCCGCUGGAGCAGCACUACCAGUUCCACGACUUCCACUCGCCGCAGCUGGAGGAGCCGGACUUCGACGCCAAGCCCAUGAUCCUGCUGGUGGGCCAGUACUCCACCGGCAAGACCACGUUCAUCAAGUACCUCCUGGAGCGGGACUUCCCCGGCAUCCGCAUCGGGCCGGAGCCCACCACGGACCGCUUCAUCGCCGUCAUGUUCGACGAGAAGGAGGGCGUGAUCCCCGGCAACGCGCUCGUCGUGGACCCCAAGAAGCAGUUCCGGCCGCUGAGCAAGUUCGGCAACGCCUUCCUCAACCGCUUCCAGUGCAGCACCGUGGCGUCGCCCGUGCUGCGCGGCAUCAGCAUCGUGGACACGCCCGGCAUCCUGUCCGGCGAGAAGCAGCGCGUGGACCGCGGCUACGACUUCACGGGCGUGCUGGAGUGGUUCGCGGAGCGCGUGGACCGCAUCAUCCUGCUGUUCGACGCGCACAAGCUCGACAUCUCCGACGAGUUCCGCCGCAGCAUCGAGGCCCUCCGCGGCCACGACGACAAGAUCCGCAUCGUGCUCAACAAGGCCGACAUGAUCGACCACCAGCAGCUCAUGCGCGUAUACGGCGCCCUCAUGUGGUCGCUCGGGAAAGUGCUACAGACUCCUGAAGUAGCUCGGGUGUACAUAGGCUCCUUCUGGGACCAACCCCUCCGGUACGACGUCAACAGAAGACUGUUUGAGGACGAGGAGCAGGAUCUCUUCCGGGACAUGCAGUCGCUACCUAGAAAUGCAGCUCUGAGGAAACUAAAUGACUUAAUCAAAAGAGCGAGACUAGCAAAGGUGCAUGCACACAUAAUUAGUGAGCUUAGAAAAGAAAUGCCCUCAAUGUUCGGCAAGGACGGUAAAAAGAAGGAAUUGAUAAAGAACUUGGGUCAAGUGUACGAUAGGAUACAACGAGAGCAACAGAUUUCCCCAGGAGACUUCCCGGACAUCAAGAAAAUGCAAGAGUCGCUGGCCAACCAUGACUUCACAAAGUUCCACCCGCUGAAGCCCAAGCUGCUGGAGGUGGUGGACCACAUGCUGGCCACGGACAUCGCGCGCCUCAUGGACAUGAUCCCGCAGGAAGACAUCAACGUCGUCGCCGAGCCACUCAUCAAGGGUGUAGGUUCCAACACUGUGGACUUCGGCUACCGUGAAUAUUGUAACCCAAAUGGAUCAGCAAUUCGCGGUGCGUUCGAGGGCGUGGAGGACCAGGUGUCGCCGUUCGGCUACGGGCGCGGCGAGGGCGUGGACGCGGGCCACGGCGACCCCGACUGGAUCUGCAGCAAGGAGAAGCCGCGCUACGACCAGCUGUUCCAGUCGCUCAACCCCAUCGACGGCAAGGUCACCGGCGCCGCGGCCAAGACGGAGAUGGUGAAGUCGAAGCUGCCGAACUCGGUGCUCGGCAAGAUCUGGAAGCUGUCGGACAUCGACAAGGACGGGUUCCUGGACGACGAGGAGUUCGCGCUGGCGAUGCACCUGAUGCAGGUCAAGAUCGACGGCCACGACCUGCCCGCCGAGCUGCCGCCGCACCUCGUGCCGCCCAGUAAACGGAACUAGGGGGUUCUAAAGAAAUGGGACGAGAGCUGCCAUGUAAUCGGUGCGCUUGAUAAAAUGAGAUAGGGUCGUGGUUAGCGCAGCGCUUCGAAUUGUAGGAAAAACAAAACAGCUGCGUUAAGCAUGACUCUGUGUAGUCGGAUUAUCCGUACCUGUUGCGUGACAAUUCUCGUUCGUUGGUUACAAAACUUCCACCCAGGAGCGAAGGAUAGCUUUUUGUACGACUAGUAACUGGCAAAAACGAAAUUAAUUUACCUUACCGACAGUGCCUAUACAUAAAACACUGCAAAGAGUUUUUUUCUUAGUCUUUUAUGUAUAUCUACUUAUACAAAAGUCGCCGCUAGAGGCGCCACUUGGUAUGAGAGUUAAGGUAAAUUAUUUUUGUUUUUGGAAACUAUGAAAAUCUGUACUAAAGGUACUGUCGGCUAAUAGUUUAGUCGGGUUGAACCGAAGGCCGAUGAAACAGUACUGAAUAGUUACAUAAUAUUAUAGCGCACCUACUUGCAUACAUAUUUAUACUUAUUGGUAGCCCGACUGAAUGAUCGACCGGUAGUACCUAAGUCGGUUAUAAUGAUGGUGGAAAUAUUUCAUGUAUUCUUGUCGGGAUGGAUUUGAUGCGUACAUUAUUUAUUUAUUUAUACUUAUGAAAAUUUAUUGGCUAUUUCCACAUCGCAGAACCAUUUGUUUCACAUCGUAUCGUAAUGAAGAAAUAGUUUUAUAUUACAAAGGAGGCUAUAUGCUAUGCACUGGGCACUGACUGAAUUCCAAAUUUUUCAUCAUUUUGGCAGUGGGAAAAUUCCUUAAAUUAACAGUACGUAGGCAUUUACCUAUAUGCGAUAUAUUUUACAAAAUGAAUGAAUCUAUAGCAGGCUGUGACUGCAGACGACACCGUGGCUUCACAAGUGGUUCCGCACGAAUAUUUCAGGCCUACAAUAGCUUUACUAAAUAUUUUAUUAGAAAUUAGUUGAGAAUUGCAUAAUAUUUGUUCCACGAGUGUAGGUACACACCUAUAUUUAUUGUUUGAGGGAUGUAUUUAUUAGUUCUAAAGAUUGUUUCAAAAGUAAUUGGUAAGCUGCAUCUAUAAUAAUGUAUUAUAUCUAGGUCCUUACCUACUUAAUUAACUUAUUUUGGUGUUAUAUUUUCUGGUGCUCUAAAAUAAAUCUUUUUAUUUUAUUUGGAAUUGAGAUCAAAAUUUCAAAGUAUCAAAAUUUUAUGUGAUUAUAAUCUAGCUGGACUGUUUUAUUAAUUUACUAAUUCUUACUUUUCAAAACAUAAGUUUGUUCCUAUUAGAGAAUCUAGUACAUUUGUAACAAACGCAUUUUAUACAAAUAAUAUCAUGGAACAUAGAAUUGACUGUGUUGGCUUUUUAAAUUUUUAGAUUUCGUACUUAGCUAUUUAUUUAUCGAAAUUUACUAUUAAAAAUAUGAUUGUUGCAUGAAGAUGAAUUAUUUAUACCUACUAUAAAAAAAAGAGUACAUCAUAUGUAAUGUACUAUUACAUAGGUAACUACAUACACAAGCUUUUCGGCUUUUUGCAUUUAUAAAAAUAUCAAGCAGUGCCUUUGUUGGGAGCUGUACUUUCGCAGCAGCUACAUAACGAUAUGUAAACAUGUUAGAUUUCUAUAUUUAUAUUCCAAUGGCAAGUUAUCAAACCUUUAUAAUAAAACCACACAUGAAUGUUCUUAUCUUGUGAUGAAAGAGUUUUUGUAAAUACAGAUUUUUAUAUGCUUAGAUUUUGGAUUGGAUUUAUAUCCCUGUUCCGUAGCUGGCGGCAGGCGAUUGUUGGAAGUUUUUACAUUUGCUACUGUGUGUACAUAAAGAAAUGUAAAUGUAAUGAUAUAAUAAAUUAUACAUAGAGUGUAAUAAAUAGUUAAGAAUGCA